Messenger RNA from Haplochromis burtoni (Burton's mouthbrooder), 3762 nucleotides. RefSeq names its product tec protein tyrosine kinase (gene tec). Gene Ontology annotation, molecular function: non-membrane spanning protein tyrosine kinase activity; ATP binding; protein binding. Lineage: Eukaryota; Metazoa; Chordata; Actinopteri; Cichliformes; Cichlidae. The record is from RefSeq and is a predicted model, not a curated record. Gene Ontology annotation, biological process: intracellular signal transduction; B cell receptor signaling pathway; adaptive immune response. The transcript is spliced from 18 exons. Bases 349 to 2280 code for a protein of 643 amino acids.
CAUUUGCUUCUUCUGCAUUAAACACGAGGUAACAGCACGUACAUGCGUGAAAGCUGGAGACGGGGACGGUCACCCACUGGUGACGCAGCCACCCGAGAGGUCUAAAUCAGUCGUAGCUCACUCAGCGAUCACCGUGCAGCAGCGCAAUACGAGGAAGUGCGCGUGCCCGUGAGCCGGUGCGUUUCUCUUCAUUUCCUGAAUCCCGCUCCUGAGAUUCGCAACGACAUGGGAGGCCCACGGACUCCAACCAAGUGAGGAGAAACUGGGAAAUGAGGCGCGGAGAUCAGUUCCAUACCUUUGCGGUCUGACGUCUUCCACCAAUGGGCUGAGGCCGUCGGCGGGGCCAGGAUGAGUGCAGACCUGCUGUUGGAGGAGAUGCUAAUCAAGCGUUCGCAGCAGAAGAAGAGGACGUCGCCGCUGAACUACAAGGAGAGGCUGUUCGUCCUCACCAAGAGCCGGCUGACAUAUUACGAUGGAAGAGCUGAGAAGAAGUUCAAGAGGGGCUCCAUCGAAGUGAGUCGCAUCAGAUGUGUGGAGAUUGUCAAGAAUGGAGGAGGGGUCAUCCCCUGCCAGAACAAAUACCCCUUUCAGGUGGUGUACGAUACCAACACCCUCUAUGUAUUUGCUCCAAGUCAUGAAAGCAGAAGUCGAUGGGUCCAGAGCCUCAAAGAAGAGAUCAAAGACAACGCAGAGGUCUUGGUGAAGUUUCACCCUCAGUUCUGGCAGGAUGGGUUGUGGCUCUGCUGCCGCCAGGCAGAAAAACAAGCACUGGGGUGCGAGCAGUACAACCCGUUAGAAGACAUUUCCAGAAAACCUCUACCCCCGAUUCCUGGAGAGAAGUGUAAAAAAGAGAAGCGUCGGACUCCUCCUCCUGCCCCCCCGACCCCCGAAGAUGAUGAGGAAGACGAUGAGGAGGCUGAGGAAGAGGAGGUGGUCGUGGCUAUGUAUGACUUCCCCGGCAUGGAGCCUCAUGAUCUGAGUCUGGUGAAAGGGGAAGAGUAUGUCAUCGUGGAUAAGUGUGACGUCAACUGGUACAGGGCACGCAACAAGUAUAAUGAGGAAGGAUACAUUCCAAGUAACUAUGUAACUGAGAAAAAAUCCGGAAACUUGGUCCAAUAUGUCUGGUACAGUAAAAAUGUCAACAGGAAUAAAGCUGAGGAGCUACUGAGGAAGGAGGAUAAAGAAGGAGCCUUCAUUAUUAGAAACUCCAGCACCCCAGGAACCUACACUGUUUCGCUCUACACCAAGUCUUCAGGGGAUGGAGGUGCAGCUAUUAAACAUUACCACAUCAAGGAGACACAAACCCUACCAAAACACUUCUACCUGGCUGAGAAACACCUCUUCAGCUCCAUCCCAGACCUGAUCGAAUACCACAAACAUAAUGCAGCAGGUCUUGUAGCCAGGUUGAGAUAUCCUGUUGGAAAACAAGACAAAUCAGCUCCAUCCACUGCUGGCUUCAGCUAUGAAAAGUGGGAGAUUGACCCCAAUGAACUAACCUUCAUGAAGGAGCUGGGCUGCGGUCAGUUUGGAGUAGUGAGGCUCGGCAAGUGGAGAGCUCAACACAAAGUGGCCAUCAAGGCGUUAAAGGAGGGAGCCAUGUAUGAGGAAGACUUCAUUGAGGAGGCCAAGGUUAUGAUGAAACUGUCCCACCCCAAACUGGUACAGUUGUAUGGGGUGUGCAGCCAGCAGCGGCCAAUCUACAUUGUCACGGAGUUCAUGGAGCAGGGCUGCCUGUUGAACUACCUCAGGCAGCGGCGGGGCAGCUUUAACCAGGGGUGCUUGCUGAGUAUCUGUUUGGAUGUCUGCGAGGGCAUGGCACACCUGGAAGCCAAUGGCUUCAUCCACAGGGACUUGGCAGCCAGAAACUGUCUGGUAAACGACUCUCUAGUGGUGAAAGUGUCUGACUUUGGCAUGACCAGAUACGUGUUAGAUGAUCAGUACACCAGCUCAUCAGGCGCCAAGUUCCCUGUGAAGUGGUCACCUCCUGAAGUCUUUAACUUUUGCAAAUACAGCAGCAAGUCGGACGUCUGGUCAUACGGUGUGUUGAUGUGGGAGGUCUUCACAGAGGGUCGGAUGCCAUUUGAGCAAAGCCCCAACCAUGAGGUGGUGACAUUAGUUACACAGGGUCAUCGCCUGUACAGGCCCAAAAUGGCCAAGCCUGCCAUCUAUGACACCAUGCAGAUGUGUUGGUAUGAGAGGACAGAGGACCGUCCCUCAUUCGCCAAUCUUUGCGUAAUGAUCUCCGAAGCUCUGGAGGACGACGAGGCAACUCCAAACUGACCAAUCAGCUGCUCACACCCUCCAUGGCUGCCAUUCAGGAGCCACAUCUAAAAUGCCAUGCAAUGGGGCUUUAUUGUGAUUGGAAUGGACCGAUGAACUAAAUGGGGAGGAAGGACCAAUCGUACCAGUUCUAAACUCAUUCUCCGCUCACUAAAUCACAUCAGCUCACAGCCAUGAAGACCUGCACCAGCAGUACUAAAGACAAAAGUUCACAUCACAUGUUGGUGGUAUUUCAAGAUGACUCACAGGGAUGAACUGACAGCAACAAUGAAGACACAUAACGACAGGCUCUGCAUGUACGAUGCAUUAUUUGCUGACAUGUUUCCUCCCACUCAGACACGAACAGGAAGCCGUUUGGUCAGAGACCUGUCAGCAAGAAAAAGCCACUGAAAGUUUUUUUUUUUCAAGCUCAAGUUUCCAUUAACUUUAUACUCAUUUGUGUUGCUCUGAAAUCCAUCAGGUCUACAGCAACCCAUCUAGUGUCAAUGUUGGGUUUGUUCUGACCCAUGCUAAAUAAACAAACUUUUCAAAUAGUGAAUCUCAUUAUAUUUGUUCUGGUAUAAGCUUUUCCAUUGUUUCCUAAAUAAAAUAGUGGAUUCUAAUGAAACCCUGACCCUAACAGUAGAGGGGUCACCAUUGAACUAACCUUUUAAAGUCAAAAUAUGGAACGUUUGCUUUAUAAAAACUGCUCUCCCAAGUCUUUGAAAUUCAAAUCACAGGAUUGUGUUUCGUGUUGGGGCUCAGGUUGGGGUGAUGAUGACUGAUGACCUAGACCUCACAGAGUUAAGGGAGUUACCCGUGUGUGCUCUUUAUGUUGUGUACUUCCCCAUCACCUCCCACACAUAAUAUGUAUAAUGCAAUGCAUAAUAUUAGAGUACUGUAGAAAAUAAAUAAAUAAAUAAAUAAUUGUGUUACUUUUACAACUAAAAAAUAUAAUAAAAGUUAUACCAUGUCAACAUGCUGCAAGGUCAGUUUUCAUUCUGUGAUAACAAACAUUGUAUUUAGACAUUUAGACUUUGACACAAGUUUGACAUCAACGUCUUCAGAAUAACAUUGAUGACAAAUUGCUGACAGUGCAUACUCUUCUCAUAAUAAAACUGCUGAACUACUCCAUAUUAUUCGUAUUUACGCAACCGAGGAAGCGUUCCACAGCCAUUUUCACGUGGCAGGAGUUUCAGUGAUAAUCUUGAGAGUGGUAAGUUAAGUCUUCUUGCUGAUUAUUCAGUGUAUUUGUCCUUUUUUAAUAUUGUGUGUGUAUUACAUUUAAAAUGUAAUCUUUAAUCCUCUUGAAUUUUUGCAGCUUUUUAUAUUUAUGUGGACAAAGAAUGAAAUCAUUCACCAAUGCUAGAGAAUUAUAUUUCAAAGCAUUUACAAACUUUUGUGACGGCAUUUUAGCUCAUUGUCAUGGUCGCCAAAGAAUGAAUGAGAAAUGCAAAAUCAGAACAAAGUAUUUUAUGGGUAUAAAUAUUUAACUAUUAAAUA